Molecule: messenger RNA, 3358 nt
Organism: Cucurbita moschata (crookneck pumpkin)
Lineage: Eukaryota; Viridiplantae; Streptophyta; Magnoliopsida; Cucurbitales; Cucurbitaceae
Product: WD repeat-containing protein 44-like
Exons: 9
Coding region: 325-2478 (717 amino acids)
Molecular function (GO): protein binding
Source: RefSeq, a predicted model, not a curated record
UUUUUUUUCAAUUUUUUGUUGUUUUAAUUCUUCAAAAUUCCAUUGAAUUCCUUUUUCUUUUUUAUAAAAUUAUUAAAGCUUCUCUUGUACUGCCCCCCUUCUCUGCUCUGGAGAGAUUUAGAGAGAGAGAGAGAGAGAGAGAGAGUUGUAAAAGGAGCUCCAUGGAUGCUUCGAUCUCCGCCCUCCUCAGUUUCUAAGAGAUCUCAUCAUCCAAACGAAACCCCCUUCGUCUCCAUUGUGUAUUCGUUUUUUGCUCGCACAUUUCUCUCCCGUUUAUAAUGCCGUGUUGUUGAGGGGAUUUCAUGGGUUGAACUGUGCGGAAUAAUGGGUAGCGUUAGCGAGGAUGAAGAAUGCCCGUUUUUUGAUGCGCCAGAUAUCAAUGUUCCCUCGAUAUCGGAAGCCAAUUUUGAUGGGAUUGAGGCGGGCUUUGAUUCUCGUCCCAGAUUUAACAAUUGGGUCGAUGGGAGUUUGGGUUAUGAUGUAUGGAAUCGAAGCCCUAUGAGUGUUCAUGAGCGUCGAAGUAAGUUUUUGAAAUGGAUGGGAAUGGGAUUAGAUCGAGCUCCUCUCGCUAAUGGGAAUUCUCUCACUGUUUGUCGUGAUUGGAGAGAAGGGGAUGGAGAAAGAUGGAGGGAUAAUUCCGGGGCUGAAUCCUCAGAGUUUGAAGAUGUGUUUUGCUCGGGUCGAUCUUCGUUGUCGUGUUGGUCUAAUGAUGAUCUUGAACAUUCAGAGAUGGCUUCAAAGAAUAGCAUUCUGUAUAGGGAUGGUGGGAUUCAUGGAGAAUGUGGCAGGAAAAUUGGGGAUCUAAAAAAAUCUGUUCGGUUUGCAUUGCCUGAAAGGCUCGAGGAGGCAUCGAGUUCUUCGCCGUCUUUCCAACAAAUGAUGGAGAUGGAGGCUGAGAGGGCUAACAUUCCGUUGAGUACAGAACGAAGAGUCAACAAACGUUGGCUUAAGAAAUUACGAUCGGCUGCCUGCAUUUUCGAUAAGCAUGGUAAGUCAAGAUUGGUUGUUGAUGGUGAUUUGAGUACAGGGUCGAGAGUUCCGAGGAUGAAGGUUCGCCAUUGCAAGAAGCAAUUGAAAGAACUCUCAGCUAUGUAUAUGGGACAAGAUAUCCAGGCACAUCAAGGUGCUGUUUUGACGAUGAAGUUCAGUCCUAGUGGACGGUUUCUUGCUACUGGUGGUGAUGAUGGGAUUGUUAAAUUAUGGCAAGUGAUUGAAGAUGAGAGAUCGAAUGAAUCCGACAUUCCCGAGAUCGAUCCAUCCUGCAUUUACUUCACAGUUAAUCACCUUUCUGAGUUGAAACCCCUGCGUUCGGAGAAAGAGAAGAUAGCUAACUCAAUGGCCUUGAAGAAAACAUCAGAAUCAGCUUGUAUAAUUUUUCCACCUAAAAUCUUCAGGAUAUUGGAGCGACCAUUGCAUGAGUUCCAUGGACAUACCGGCGACAUUCUGGAUCUCUCUUGGUCAAAAAACAAUUAUCUUCUGUCAUCAUCAAUCGAUAAAACUGUCCGACUUUGGCGAUUGGGAUCUAACGAUUGUCUCAGAGUCUUUUCACAUAGUAACUACGUUACUUGUGUUCAUUUUAAUCCCAUGGAUGAAAAUUACUUUAUCAGUGGUUCAAUAGAUGGAAAGAUACGCAUUUGGGGGAUUCCUUCUUCUCAAGUUGUUGACUGGAUAGACAUGAGGGAAAUUGUCACUGCAGUAUCCUAUCAUCCUAAUGGGCGGAGAGGAGUUGUUGGCUCCAUAAACGGUACCUGCCGCAUCUUUAGAGUAAUAGGUGAUAAUAACCUGGAAUUAGAUGCCGAAAUAUGUUUGUCGAGUAAGAAGAAGUCGCCCAGUAAAAAGAUAACAGGGUUUCAGUAUUCUGCAAACGAUUCGAGCAGAAUUAUGGUCAGCUCUGCUGAUUCUCGAAUCCGGAUUGUUCAAGGGCUUCAUGUGGUCCAGAAAUACAAGGGGCCUUGUAAUACCGGAAACCAGAUGUCUGCGUCGUUCACCUCAGACGGGAAACAUAUUAUAUCUGCUAGUGGCGAUUCUAAUGUAUAUUUAUGGAACUGCAGUUAUAAGAACGAGUCUAUUUUUUCCCCGGUGAAGAAGGUCAAGUCGUAUGAAUAUUUCCCCUCCAAUGGUUCCAUUGCAGUACCGUGGUGUGGUUUGAGAAGUAACACAGACGACGAAAGACGUUUUUCUGGCACGCGAAGGAGUUCUUCUGACACUUUCCCGCUUUCGUCCCCGGCCUUUUUCUCUUUGAGGCAAGAGUUAUUAGAAUCCUUCCCCAAGGGAUCUGCAACUUGGCCCGAGGAGAAGCUCCACGCUUCGAGCCUGCUAAUGAAACCAUCUAUGAUGCAUAAAUCUCGAUAUAAAUUUCUGAAAUUGUCUUGCCAAAAUACAUCGAGUUCUCACGCGUGGGGUCUGGUCAUCGUGACUGCAGGAUGGGAUGGACGGAUCAGAUCGUUUCACAACUACGGGUUACCUGUACACGUCUGAAAUUUAAGGAUGUUCCGAAAAUAUGAAGUGAUUUCCAUCUGGUUUUGGUUUUUCACAUGUUAGUGCCUCCUGGCUGAGUAUAAGCUUAUGAUGCAAGCCUGAUAUCAUUUUAGAUGAUCAACACAUGUUAUCACCCCCACUGCAAUAAACACAAUCAUACGUGCUGAUGGCUGAUAUGUUAUCGUUUUCGGAGUUUCCUCGAGCUAUCUCUAUAUAUUUUCUUAUACUCUAGGGCCAGUUUAUCGAAACAACGACGACGAAACAAGCUUCUCUAUGGAGGAACAACUUCAAAUCAGCUAGUGGCCAAGGUUGCUGCAGGGGCUUGGAGGACCUCAUACCUCUCGCCUUUUCUGCUCUAACACGGUCAGGGAAAUCAAGAUUGGUGGCCUGUAUUCAUUGAAGGAAAAUUGGUAUAUCUUGUGGGCCAUUUUUUAAAAACGAUUUGAUAUUUUUGACCAUUUCUGUUUCGGCUUCGUAUCAAGACGACGAUGACGACGAUGACGACGAGUGACAUGAGGAUUUGAGUGUGGGGCAACAAAGUCGGUCGUUUUCAUCUGAUGAGACUUUACCUUCCAGGCUGAUCUUGAAAUGCAAGGAAAAAGUUUUUUUUGUUUGCUUCUUGCUGCUUGCUCUUGCUUGCUUGCUGUAUCAUUACACUAACACAGUCUGCACCAACCCCUUUUGCUAACAGAGUUUAUAGGUUGUAUUAUUCUCACUUAUUUCAUUCGACAACGCCGAUCAUGGUGUUACGAGCUUAAGCUAAGCUACUUAGCAUCUAUGUUGUAAAUACAAACUCUGUACAGGCUUCCACCCUCCCUCCCCCGCGUAAAAACUGUUCUAUGGAAGUCGUUAUAGAAUUGAAAGUUCAAACAGAUCGAGA